Molecule: messenger RNA, 5290 nt
Organism: Naegleria gruberi
Lineage: Eukaryota; Heterolobosea; Eutetramitea; Acrasida; Naegleriidae
Product: DNA-directed RNA polymerase subunit A
Exons: 1
Coding region: 1-5268 (1755 amino acids)
Biological process (GO): DNA-templated transcription
Cellular component (GO): RNA polymerase I complex
Molecular function (GO): DNA-directed RNA polymerase activity; DNA binding
Source: RefSeq, a predicted model, not a curated record
AUGUCCACCGUCAUAGCAAAGAGCCUUCAAUUCAAAUUUUAUUCGGACGAGGAUAUUGAAAAAUUGUCAGUUCUCGAAGUUGAUAAUGCUAUUACACACGAUGAAUUCCAAAUACCUGUGCGGGGAAGUUUAUAUGAUCCAAAGAUGGGUCUUAGGGACAAUGAUGGACCAAUGGCAAGAUGCGAAACUUGUGGAUUGGUGAAUACAUUCUGUCCUGGACACUUUGGUCAUAUAAGUAUUCCACAACCUGUUUUUAAUGUAUUGUUAAAAACCGACGUAACACAAGUUAUGAAUUUAUGUUGUCCUUUUUGCGAAAAGUUGCAUAUACCAAAGGAAGAAAAGACAAUAUUAUAUUUGGUUUUGAGACUCUUAGAUUGUGGAUUACCUUCCGAAGCCAUGGAGUUAAACGAUAAACCUCUCAUGUUUUUGAGAAAGUACGGAAAUGAACAAGAGGAAGAACCUAUGAGCGAAGAGGAAGCAGAAGAAGGUAAAAAGAAAAAGAAGAAAAAGAAGAAAAAACUUGAUUUGGAAACUGAACACUACAGAUUUGAAGAUGAUUAUCAAAAGCUUGUCUCAACUACUUUAGGUCUUAUCCAACAACAAAUUUUAAAAUACGACGUGUCGAAUGAAUUGGAGCUCCAUUCAAAAUUCUUAAAUGACGAAAUUGUCUUUGAUUUAAAACAUCAAAUCAAGGAAAAGAUUAUGAAGACACAUGCCCAUCCACCUCUUUCCAAGAUUAAGACUACAGGUUGUAGAAAUUGUAAAGCUGUAAGAGUUCCAUUUGCUAUUCUCAACAAGGAUUGUGUUGCUUUGCACGAGACUACUGUUGUUAAUUUUGAAUUUUUGAAAGCUCUUAAGGAAUGGCAUGGUAAAUGUAUCCACAAGGAUUAUGCUGACAAGAGUUUAUUCGAUGAUGUGGACCAAGUUGAUACCGUUCUUAAAAAGAGAAUUGAAAAGCCAUUCUGUUUAGCUAAUAAUUUCCACUUGAUGACAACUAAAAUUUUGAAGGAAACUACUUCACUUUUCUAUAAUUACCUUCACACUGAUGAAGUAGUAGAUAUGCUUGACCGUGUUUAUUAUAAUGGUAUUGAAACAGCUCUCAAUGAAGUUUUAUUCAAGAUGGAUAUCAACAAUGAAGAAGAACAUUUAUUUGAUCUUAUUGCUGGAAGUAUCCAAGAUAAUAGAAUCAGAUAUAUGGAUUCUUAUAUUUUACACUCCUUUUUUGAUAACAGUCCUGCUCUCAUGUUUACUAAGAAGGUUUUGGUGAUGCCAGUUCGUUUCAGACCAAUUUCUCCUCUUCAUAUUGCUGCUAAGGAAGAAGGUAAAACUAUGGUUACCUACGUUAAAACUGAUAUUGAUAUUCACUACAUUAACGUUUUAAAGACAAAGAAACUUUACGAAGAUAUUCAAGCUAAAUUGGGAACAAGUACUAUCAGAUCUGAUAACACAGCUAUUGCUGUUUUGAGAGCUCUCCAAUGUUACAUUAACGAUAUGUUGGACAGUACAAGUAAUACUUCUUCUGGGUCAAAUAGAUUCUACUCAUCACUUCUUAAGAAGAAGAAAACAUCUACUACAACUUUGAAUCGUGGUAUGAAACAAUUGAUGGAUAAAAAGGCUGGUUUAGUCAGACAAUCUAUGAUGGGUAAGCGUGUCAACUACAGUGCUCGUACAGUUAUUUUGCCUGAUGUUGCUAUUGCUUGUAAUGAAGUCAGUUUCCCAGCAAUGUUUGCUAAGAAGAUGACAUUCAUGGAAACUGUCACUAACUUUAAUAUUAACAAGAUGAGAGAAUUAGUUAUCAAUGGUGCUAAACAAUAUCCUGGUGCUAAUCAAAUCGUUAAGAGUGGUAAAACUCAAUCUGAUGUUUCUUCCUCAACAGCUGUUGCUCCAUAUACUCGUCCUCCACUUUCAAUUCAACUUAAUGUUGUUAAAUCAAAGAAACAAAGAGUUGCUAUGGCUAAUCAAUUGCAAGUUGGUGAUGUUGUCUAUCGUCACCUCCAAGAUGGAGAUAUGUUGUUGAUGAACAGACAACCUUCAUUGCACAGACCUAGUAUUUUAGCUCACAGAGCUAGAGUUAUUGCUAACCAACGUGUUAUGCGUCUCCACUAUGCCAGUUGUAAAUCUUUCAAUGCUGACUUUGAUGGUGACGAAAUGAAUGCUCACUUUGUACAAAACCCAAUUGCUCAAAGCGAAGCUCGUCAAUUAAUGGAUGCUCAAUUGUCUUUCUGUACUCCUACCAGUGGUGAACCAUUGCGUGGCUUAAUUCAAGAUCACGUUUCAUCUGCUGUCUUGUUGACUAUGAAAGAUAACUUUUUAUCUCGUGAAGAUUAUCAAGAAAUUUUGCUCAGUGCUAACAUUUUUGAUGUCAAUGAAGUCAUUCGCUCUGAAAUUCCAUCCAUUUUGAAACCAACACCUUUGUGGACUGGUAAGCAAGUUAUUACAAGUCUUUUGAAGCAUGUUGCCAAGAAGAAUACUCCAGCUGGUGCUCCAGUUUUUGGUGUCAAUUUGGAUUGUAAGACUAAGGUUAAAGGUACUGUUUGGGGUGCUCACAACGAAGAAGGAAUGGUCAUUAUUAGAGAUAACGAACUCUUGACUGGUAUUUUUGAUAAGUCUCAAGUUGGUUCUUCAAAAUAUGGUAUUUUGCACGCUUUUGAUGAAUGUUAUGGUAACAACGCCAGUAAUAUGCUCAUUUCAUGUUUAUCAAGAAUGUUAACUUUCUACUUGCAUUACUUUGCCAUCAGUUGUGGUAUUGAUGACUGUCUCCUUUCCAAGUCUGCUGAAGCUAACCGUAUUGAAACUUUGAAAAACUCCAAUGAAGCAUGUCAUCAUGCUACUGCUUCCUACUGUGGUCUCCCAAAGAAGAAGGAUGCUUCACAAUAUGAUCACGACAAGGUUAAGGAAUUUUUGGCCAAACAUAUGCUUAACCCAACUGUUUCUAAACAAACAGGUGAAAUUAUCAAUGAAAAGAUUGUCCGUAAAUUGGAUUCAACUGUCAAGAAGAGUAUUAACAAGUUCACAACAAAGGCUAUCAAUGAUUCUAUUCCUAUGGGUCAAUACAAGGCUUUCCCAUACAAUAUGCUUUCACUCAUGACUGAAACUGGUGCCAAGGGUUCUAUGGUUAACUCUUCACAAAUUGCUGUCUGUUUAGGUCUUCAAGAAUUUGAAGGUAAACGUGUUAACGUUCAAGUUAAGAGUGGUAAGACCCUGCCAUCAUUCGAUUCUUUCGAUUCAAACAAUAUUGCUAACGGUUACGUUGCUAGUAGAUUCUUGACUGGUAUCAAGCCACAAGAAUUCUUCUUCCAUUGUAUGGCUGGUAGAGAUGGUCUGAUUGAUACUGCUGUCAAGACAGCUCGUAGUGGUUACUUGCAAAGAUGUUUGAUUAAGCACUUGGAAGACCUUUCCGUUCAAUAUGAUGGUACUGUCAGAAAUGGAAACAAGACAGUCGUCCAAUUCUCUUACGGUGGUGACCAUAUUGAUCCAAUCAAGACUGGUUAUAUGACUCAAUUCGAUUUCAUGAGAAUGAACCAAGAUUUACUUUCUCAAAGAUAUAAUGAAGAAUCAGCUAUUCAAUACACUAAGGAUGUUAAGGAAUGGCAAGAAAAGACUAAGAAUGCCACAUCUACUAUUUAUAAGAACGACUUUGUUCAAAUCGAAGAUCCAUGGAAUUAUUUGGGUGGUGUUUCUGAUGCUUACGAUAAGAAGCUCAAGAAGUACAUUGAGGCAACUAAGACCACUACUUUGUCUGAUACAAAGAAGAAAUUCGACCCAGAACGUAUCAAGACAUUGGCUCAUCUCAAAUAUCUCCGUAGUUUGGUUAACGCUAGUGAUCCAGUUGGUAUUAUUGCUGGUCAAUCUAUUGGUGAACCUUCAACACAGAUGACUUUGAACACUUUCCACUUUGCUGGUUUGGAUAUGGCUCACGUUACAGUUGGUAUUCCUAGAUUGGUUGAAUUGUUGAUGAGAGGUACUACUCGUGUCCUCACAAUGAAUGUUCCAGUUAAGAAGGAAUGCGCUCAAUACCAAGUCGAAAAGAUUUACCAAUAUGCUGAUAGUAUUUCAAAGUUGCCAUUCUUCAGAGUUUUGACUAACAUGGACAUUCAAGAACAAUUCAAGUUCUCCGUUGACGUUAAGCGUAAACAAAUUUCAGUUUCUCUCUUCUUUGAUAUGAAGGACAUUACUGAAUACUACCAAAUUUCUAAUGAUGUUUUUGACAAGAAGGUUCAAACUCUUCUCAUCUUGUUAACAGCAAGAAUUGUUUCUCCAAAGAAGCUCAUGUACUCUAGAAUGAAGGCAAUGUUAUCCAAACUUGCCAGUUUUGGUGGUACUGGUGCUGUUGCUGAUGGAGCUGCACCAGCUGAGGCAGAACCUGAAGAAAACAAGGAAGCCACACCAAUGGAUGCAUUCAUGGGUACUGAUACAGCUGAAAUGAUGAAAGAGGAUAGUGAUGAAUCCAAUGUAAAGAAACCUAAGAAGAAGAAAAAGAAGAGUGAUAGCGACGACGAAGAUGAAGAUAAUGACGAAGAUGAAGAAGAAAAGAGAUCUAAGAGAAAGAAGAAGAGGGAUGAAGAAGAAGAAACACAAAUUAAUAAUGAUGAAGGCCUUUCUGGAGAAGACCUUUUCAUUAAGACUUUCGGAUCUGCUUUGGGUGAAUAUGAUGAACAUUCUAUCAAUGCUAAGGAAGGUGUUGUCACUUUCACAUUUACUCAAAAAUCAGAUGCUGGUAAGGUUUACAUUGCUGAAGGUAUUCAAGAUGUUUUGAAGAAUUGCUUCUUACAAAGUGUUGACGGUAUUGAAAACGUUACAGUUGUUCCAACUAAUGAUGGAUACGAUCUUUCAAUUGAAGGUUUCAACUUUUAUGCUUUGCACGCUCUUCCAAUGUCCCAUGAAUUGCUCGACCUCAAUCGUUUGGUCACAAACAAUGUCAACAUUAUGAACGACCAUUAUGGUAUUGAAUCAGGAUACGGAUUGAUUGUUAAGGAUGUUUCUUACGUCUUUGACAUGUACGGUAUGGAAGUCAGUCCAGCUCACAUUCAAUUGAUUGCUGAUUACCUUACAUAUCGUGGUUACUAUUCCUCAUGUAACAGAUUUACCAUUAAGAACAGCCCUUCAACAUUCUACCGAUCUUCUUUCGAACAAGCUUGUCAAAAUCUCUUGAAGGCUGCUGUCAGAAGCGAAACUGAUACUAUGGUUUCUCCAACUGCUCGUGUUGCCUUGGGUACACCUGUUAGUGUUGGUACUGGCAGUUUUGAUUUGUUGCUUGUAAAUAAGUAAAUAAAACAUUAAAUCUUUAAAA